AUGGAAGCGGUUUGGCAAAGUUUGGACUAUGGAUGGCUUUUUGUCACAACGGUAGCGCAAAUUUUAAGACUGGGUCUGUAUUCGCUAGUGGUGGUGCUUUUGGGACCCUUGGCCGUACUCUAUGUGUACGAUGUCGGAUUGUACACUUGGAGGGUGGUCGUGAACCGCGGAAAACGGGCAGGUCCCGUUUUUGGGCCCGAUCAAAGAGCUUUGGAAAUUGGUCCGACUAGAAGGGUGUCACUCCGUACGAUGACGGCAGCAGCAGCUACUACUACAAAGGCUUCAGAACCACUGGAUCCCAACAACGAGCUCUCCAACUCGCCCUACACCAGUGAUACCGAUUGGGACUCGAUCACAGCAACGUCUCCGGCGGAAUUCGGCGACGGCGACGGCGACGGCGGCGACGACGACACCGUGGAAACAAGCUUUGCAAACACCUCAGCGUUGGACGACAACGAAGACGCUACUCCACGUAUCAGUGGGAUCCAGGGCUCGUUCACCAGGUUUUCAGACCUCAUCACCGUCACCAUCUCGGCGGGCGCAGGCGAUUCCACAAGUGCAGUGGAAAACUACGACCGCGAGAUCAAACUCGUAUCAGGCCGGUCCUGA
This is a messenger RNA of Lachancea lanzarotensis, 609 nucleotides long. Its product is annotated as LALA0S01e16930g1_1. NCBI's taxonomy places the organism in Eukaryota, Fungi, Ascomycota, Saccharomycetes, Saccharomycetales, Saccharomycetaceae. The record is from RefSeq and is a predicted model, not a curated record. Bases 1 to 609 code for a protein of 202 amino acids. The transcript has a single exon.